CAGUAGGACCUGUAUGCAUGGUGGACACCUGCCAAGACUCUGUCGUCUUUGCUUUUGGAAAAAAACACAUGUUUCUGAUCUUGACUCAUCGUCUGAUGUCAUAUAUUCGCGAGGAUCAGCUCUGUGCUUUUGGAGACACCAGUCGGAUGGACACGCUAAGAUCGGUUAAGCUAUCAGUUUGACAAGACACAGGGGUGACGACAGAUGCCCCUUGGAAGCACUUUGUAUUCAGGUAAUCGUCCUUUUUUUGUCGCAGCAGGUAAUAGUACCUAUACGCGGUGGGGGAAACCAAACACCGAGGCAAUUGUUUGGAGCACCCGGUAUCGUUUACAUUGCCAGUUCACCGGCGAUCGGGCAGUGGAGGUGUUUGUAGAGCGCGUCUCACACAUCGCCUGACAAGUGACGUCUUCACCACAACGAGAUUGUCUUGAGCGGCGCUACCGCGACAACACAUGGCCACAGGAGCCAGCUGCACGGACCCUGAUCAUGGCAUAGACGUCUUCUGGUGAUGCGUCCAUAGUUAGCUACAGGAAGAAUCUAAAAAAUGGCGCCUAAAAAUCAUCCCCACCGGAAAAGGGCGUCGGGGAAGAAUCUCUUCCUGAACGCGGAGUCGCGGUUGACGGAGCGGGAGAGGCGGUUCCUGGACGCCGCGGAGUACGGCGACACCCCCACGGUCAGACGGGAGCUACAGGACAAGGGGGACGACCUCAACAUCAACCGCACGGACUACAUGGGCAGGACGGCCUUAACUUUGGCAGUAGGGAACGAACACUACGAAGUAGUGGAGUGCCUGCUGGAAGACCCUACGUUAGACUCGUCCAGAAUCAACGAACCUCUUCUGAUUGCCAUAAGCAAAGGACACGAGAGAAUAGCGGAGGCCAUCCUCAGCCACAGAGUGUAUACAGAAUGGAAGGCCUCCAAGGCAGAAACGAUCGAAGACUUGACAUUUCCCACCAAAAUAGACGAGGACGACAUGUCGCCCUUCCCGCCAGAAAUGACGCCAAUCAUCAUGGCUUGUCAGAAAAACGAAGUGGACAUCAUCUACCGGCUGGUUCACGAGAAGGGGGAGCAUGUGGUCAGACCACACGACUACUUCUGCCCGUGUAACGUCUGCGAGAACAGGAGAAAGGCAGACGCCUUCAGGUUUUCAAGAUGGCGGCUGAUGAUGUACAGGGCUCUGGCCAGUCCGGCGUACAUCUCACUCUCCUCCAGCGAUCCCAUCCGAUCUGCUUUCGAGAUCGGAGGAGAGACGAGAAAGCUAGCAGAGAUAGAGAAAGAAUUGAAGAAUGAGUAUACCACGUUGUUCAAGCAGUGUGAACAGUAUGCCGUGGAUCUGCUGGAUCAGUGUCGAACUCUAGACGAAAUCAAUACCGUUCUGAACGAGCCCUGGGAGGAUAAGAAACCCGGGGACCAGGAGGAGGGCGAAGCGGAGGCCGAGUCCGUGGAUCUUGACGAUGACAUGCUGUUGUUACCUCGGAUCAAACUAGCCAUUCGCUACGAGCAGAAAAGGUUUGUGUCACAUCCGAACUGCCAGCAGCCUCUGUACGACCUGUGGUACACCACGGCCCCCACCUCCAGACCGACCUUCAUCAUAAAACUCUUCAUGUUCAUCGUCGUCACCGCCAUGUUACCUCUACUGAUGCUGGGCUACUGGCUCGCCCCGAACAGCAAGAUCGGCACCUUCAUGAAGCGCCCCCUGAUGAAGUUCUCGCUGUUUGCAGCUUCUUACUUCAUCUUCCUGGCGCUGCUGAUCGUACAGUCGGCAGGAGUGGGCCAAAUCCCAGGCGCGAACAUCACGGUCCACCCGGCUGUAAUCUCUCAGUACCGCCUGCCGUCCUCCAUCGUGCUGCGUCCGGAUAUCUCCAGUUGGCUGGAGAUCACCCUGAUGCUGUUUGUGGCAGGGUUUGUUCUGAUGAAGUGCCGGCUGUUGUGGUUCAUCGGUUGGACCAGCUUCUCUCGCGAGAAGUGGAACGCGUACGACACCUUCAUGUCCAUCUUCCUGGUCACGUGCUACGUCCUGGACGUCGCCACGCACAUCAAAACAGCCGAGGCUAGAGCGUUCUUUAACGUGACCGGAGCUGAGAGUAUUGCUACAGUCCAAGGAGCCGCAGACCGUAUAACAGUGUGGGGUCAUUACCGGUUCCUGGACUCAGACCGUACAACAUGGCUCGGAGAGGAUCCCAAGCUGGUGUCGGAGUGCCUGUUCGCUGUCGGCUGUACCAUGGCCUUCUGCAGGGUCUUCAUCAACUUCCCCAUCAGCGAGGAACUCGGCCCGCUACAGAUAUCGCUGGGACGUAUGAUGGGAGAUAUCAUUAGAUUUAUCAUCAUCUUCUUCGUCAUCUUCGUUGCGUUUUGGAUGGGUCUGUUCAACCUGUACAACUACUACACGCUAGAGGGGAGACCGGUGGAGAGCUUUGGUUUCAUUGAUUGGUACCAGGCCUUCAGGACGCUGUUUUGGUCGCUGUUCGGGAUGGUUGAGCUGGACUCGGACCCUACCAUUGUCCCGGGGGUGGAGCAGGAGUUGGUGGAGAGGGUAGGCUGGUUUCUGUUCGGGCUGUACAACGUCGCCUCCAUCAUCGUCCUCCUCAACAUGCUCAUCGCCAUGAUGAACAAGUCGUACGAACACAUCACGGCGGACUCGGACGUGGAGUGGAAGUUCUCCCGUGCUAAACUCUACAUGCUGUACUUUGGCAAAGGUAUCUCCGUGGCGCCCUUCCCGUUCAACCUCGUCCCCACGCCGUCAGGGGUGUACAAAGGUUUCAAGUGGCUGAAGCAGAAGUGCAAGAAGUGCAAGAGGCACAGGAACCUCUCCAGUGUGGACAUACGGGCCAACGAGAACUCCGGUGAAGCGCCUUCAAUUAACGGCACGAUCAUCCCCAUCAAGGCGCUGGUCAGAUGGCGACACCAAGCGCAAGUAAACAAUGUUUUCUCCAGGUCCAGAGUGAGGGAAUCCAAGUACACGACCGUCAUGAGAAGACUCGUGACCAGGUACAUCUUUAAGUUGCAGAAGGACAAGGAGAACGAUGAAAUCAACGAAGGUGAACUAGAGGAAAUUAAGCAGGACAUCUCGAGCCUGAGAUUCGACCUCCUGGACCAGUACCAGCCGGCGUCACGCCCGGGCACGUCCACCAGUUCUCCCGGGAAAGCGUCUAGCGGCAGCGGCUCCGACGCCGCGAUGAUCGCGCAGCUUCUUAGGAAAGACCUCGCCAAAACCGUGCGGACGCAAGUCACAGAGGCGCUUCAGGCGCAGGCCCCGAAAGGCAGCCCUCCGGGUCCCAAAGACGGAAAGACGUCUCGUGAAAGUACACAUGGCUCAGACAUUGCUGUCGUUGUGUAGUACUUCGCUUUGGAUCGUUAUAGU
Branchiostoma belcheri (Belcher's lancelet) is the source of this 3361-nucleotide messenger RNA. RefSeq names its product short transient receptor potential channel 3-like. Gene Ontology annotation, molecular function: inositol 1,4,5 trisphosphate binding; store-operated calcium channel activity; protein binding. Gene Ontology annotation, biological process: regulation of cytosolic calcium ion concentration; calcium ion transmembrane transport; manganese ion transport. Lineage: Eukaryota; Metazoa; Chordata; Leptocardii; Amphioxiformes; Branchiostomatidae. Gene Ontology annotation, cellular component: cation channel complex; membrane. The transcript has 16 exons. The coding region runs from base 545 to 3337 and encodes 930 amino acids. The record is from RefSeq and is a predicted model, not a curated record.